Molecule: messenger RNA, 3204 nt
Organism: Telopea speciosissima
Lineage: Eukaryota; Viridiplantae; Streptophyta; Magnoliopsida; Proteales; Proteaceae
Product: cytoskeletal protein Sojo-like
Exons: 4
Coding region: 111-2990 (959 amino acids)
Source: RefSeq, a predicted model, not a curated record
UUACAUAAGCAGGGUUGGAGCUUGUGGCUACAAGAAAAGGUUCCAUCAGGGAUAUUCAGCUUUCAAGAACUCAUGAAUUACAGUGGAUAGUUCUGUGAAGGAAUUUUUAGAUGAGGAAGCUAUUCUUUUUUAGAUCAUCUGCAUCUAGCAGUGGAAGCAGCAAUGCAGCCCCUCCAACACCAACCAGUGAGAAGGGUUUUUGGGAGACCCCAUGGGAAAAUGGAGUAAACAAUGCAAGUGACAAAGUUCCAGCUCCUUCAGGUCUUAGACGGAGCCUCUCAUUUUCUUCAGCAGACGUAUAUGUUGGUGGCCUGGGGGAGAGGAACUUAACUCACUCGACUGAGUCAAGUAAAGCUCCAACUAUCAGCAACAUUCUGCCCCAGGUCUCUGAUUUUCCAGUUCGAUGCCGUUCUGUUACCCCAGAGAAGAAACAAUUCAAAGCUAAAAGUGGUGAUGGAGAUACUAUUCGAAACGCAUAUAGAGUAGGGAAGACUGAUUCUCCUAAUUCAUCUCGAUCUUGCCAUGAAUACUCAGGGAACUCUUCCUGUAGCUCUGAUCCAGUCCCUUUAAAAUGCGGUUCAACUCGUUUAAAUCAUGCCUCAAACAAGAUUCUAGAUCUUUACAUUGAUGGUGAACAGCAACAGGAAAGGAAUCUGAAGACCAAGAAUAGUUUGUAUCGAAGAAACCUUAAAUGUAAUGGAAAUGGAGGUAGUGGGCUUCCCCCUCGAGUACAGUCCUCAGCACCAUCUUCACCAACAGACAGUAAAAUCAAUGCUAGAUCUUAUUCAUUUGGGGAAAUGAGGGAGACAAAAAUUAGACAGUCAACCAGAGAGUGGAAGAAAAAUGACCUUGGAACUGUAAAUCCACAGAAAAAUGCAAAAGAUGUCAUUGAGAGACUCUGUAAGCUGCCCCCCCAGAAACCCAAGACAACUUUAUGGGGUCUUAACCCUGACACUCCAGCUCCAGUUGAAGAUAUUUUCGAGGACUACUCAGAUGUACAUGUGUAUCCAAAGUCAGUCGGAGUGGCAUUAAAAAGUUGUACAUCAGAUGGUCCUUACGGAUCCAUGAAUGGAUUUCAUAAGGAGGAAAGCUCAGGAAUUCAGAAAUCUAAAUGUUUUCAUGGUGAAGAUCCAGGGGGUCUGCUUGCAAUGCAAACAGAAGGGAACAUUGAUGAUAUGGAAUUACAGAGGAAAGCAAAGGAAGCUGCAGAAAGGGUGUUGCUUUUUUCAGAAGAGGUUGAAAAUGAAACCCUCCUUCGAGAUAGUAGUUUCAGUGUAUCAGCAAUGUUCCAGAAAAUUAAAAUCCUCACUCAGGAGCGGAGAAACUUGGCUCUUGAGAUAUCAGCCCAGUUACAGAGUCGAAUCACUGAGAGGGCUUCUGCUAAUGAAGCACUUAAGGUGUCAAAGGUUGAAUUGGACUGCCAAACCUGGCAACUGGAGAAAGAGAAGAAAGAGUUGCAGUUAAGAUUAGACAGAGAGUUAGACAGAAGAUCAAGAGACUGGUCCUUUAAGCUUGAGAAAUACCAAUCUGAAGAGCGGAGGCUCCGGGAGCGGGUAAGCGAGCUGGCAGAGCAAAAUGUCUCCCUGCAAAGAGAAGUGUCUGCCCUUAAUGGCAGAGAUAUGGAAAGCAAAAGUUGGAUAACAGAUUCAGAGCUACAACUGAAGGAACUUAUAGUAAGGGUGGAUGAAGCAAGAGGAGAAAACCAAGAGCUAAAGCAGACUAUGUUAGAGCUACAAGAGCGUGUUCAAGCAGCUGAAGCAGACCGCGAAUGCAUCCAGAGAAGCUACAAAGAAAAAGAGAAGGAAAACAAGGAGUUGCAAAAGGCUGUUACAAGGUUACAGAGGACCUGCAGUGAACAAGAGAAGACAAUUGGUGGGUUGCAACAAGGACUAGUUGAGGAAAUUGAAAGGAAGCAGUCGUCAGAAAAGUUGGACAAUUGUUUUGGUAAAUUGAAGAUGGAACAAGUAAGAUUAACAGGGGUAGAGCAGUCUUUAAGAAGAGAGGUGGAAUCCUAUCGACUUGAAGUUGAGUCCCUUCGGCAUGAGAAUAUUAAUUUGUUGGACCGCUUAAGAGCCACUGGGAAUGAUGGUGGGUCUUUAUAUUACAAAGUAGAUCAGGAGCUGUUGGCCCGGGUUGAGUGCUUACAGAAGCAAGGGCUGUCAUUGCUCAAUGAAUGCAAUCAGUUAUGCAUAAAGUUACUAGAAUUUAUCAAGGAGAAACCAGGCAAAACUUUGGAAGCAGCAUCAGAUACUGAACAGUGUCAGGCAUCUAAGAAUGGAUUAGAUGUGUACUUUGUUGUGGAAUCCGAUAUGAAAGUUCAGAGUUUUAAGAGGGAAAUUGAAAAUAUGAGAAAAAGUCUACAGACAAUAGCUGAAGUGUUGAAUGAGAAGUCCAACCCAAUUUCUUUUGAAUCUCAGUCACAAUGCAAGGGGGAUGGUGGGUUUGGAAAUUGUUGUGCCCUUGAGGAUGAUAUUGAAUUCAAGCUCAAGGCAGAAACUCUACUAACAAUUGUAUUGAGAGAAAAGUUGUACUCAAAGGAACUGGAAAUUGAGCAAUUGCAAGCUGAGGUGUCAACAGUGGUAAGGGGUCAUGACAUCCUUAGGUGUGAAGUCCAAUCUACUGGAGAUGCUCUUUCUUGUGUGACCCACAAGAUGAACGGACUUGAACUUCAGAUGCUAAGGAAGGAUGAGAUCAUAAACCAGCUUAAAUGUGACUUGCAAGAAUGCACAAAGGAGUUAACAAUUACAAAGGGAAUAUUGCCUAAAGUUUCUGAGGAACGAGAUUUGAUGUGGGAGCAAGUGAAGCAGUACAGCGAGAAGAACAUGUUAUUAAACUCUGAAGUUAACUGGUUGAAAAAGAAGAUAGAAGCUCUUGACGAAGACAUACUCCUGAAAGAGGGCCAGAUCACAAUCUUAAAAGACAGUCUCAGCAGCAAAUCAUUUGACCUCCUCUACAGUCCUAAUUCUCUGCAAGAAUUCGCAAUUGAAUGAAUUGUGGAGUUGUUCUAAUAUCCAUGCCUUUUGUGAAUAGUUGCUACUGUUCAUACUCUUUUACUUGGCAUUUCUGAUUUUUCUCUUGAUUUUCCCUUUGCGUUUUUCUUUUUAUUAAGCUUUGAUGAGUGGGAAGUGUACAUUCUACCAUAAUUCUUUUGUAAUAGAUCAGAAUUGUCAUUUCCUGUGUUCAAUUCGAAUAUAUUUUCUAGCA